GGAAUAAGUCGUUGUAAAGAUGCUUUUGAUUUUAUUGUCAAUUUCGUAUUUCCAGUUUGUCAUGCCUUUAGUUAUAAAGCAACAAGAAGCAAACUCAGCACUACACAGACAUGAACUUAGAGAGGAGCUAAACAUUCAGCCCAAUGACAUACCAGAUGUGUUUGAUGAGAUAAAACAUAUACUGUGUAAUGAUUGUUCAAACCCAAAUAAUAAAAAGGAAAUAUGUCAAAAGAAAAUUUGUAUAAGAUCAAUCACAAAAUUAAGUAAAGAUAAUGAAGAAGAAAUCGAUCACGAAGAAGAGGAGGAAGAUACUGGUGGCGAGGGGAAAAUAGAGACAUACUUGUCCAAUCAAUCAACAGCUGCAGACCGUUGGCCUGUAAUUUUUGCUCAUUUAACAGACAUGAUGUGCCAACUAUGCAGGGAUAUAAAAGAUCAAAAGAACACAAACUGUGUCGUGCAAAACUGUCUAAAUCUUACUCGCAAAUAGAGAUGAAUAACAUUGACAAAAAUCUAAAUAUAAUAAUAUUUUAAAAAUAGAAUGUUUGUGAAAAACAGUUAAAUCUCGAAUACUAGUUUCGCUUGUAUAUAAACUUAACAUUUAAAACUGCAUAUCUAGUAUUAGGUUGUCUGAUUAAGAUAAUGCAUGAUUAUGUGUGGAGCAUUCUGUGAUAACUGCUAGUUCAUGGAAAGUGUUUAGUUUAUGUAAAUAUGGAACGAAAAUUAUAAAUGUACAUGUAAAUAUUCAUAAAUGUUCCAGAGUACUACUUUUCAUUUCUACUAGUGUUCGCUAUUUUACCCUUAAAGAAAACAUAUAGCUUUCCCAUCGUAGUCAUUUAUACUACUAGUAUACUUUUUUU
Molecule: messenger RNA, 857 nt
Organism: Mytilus trossulus (common blue mussel)
Lineage: Eukaryota; Metazoa; Mollusca; Bivalvia; Mytilida; Mytilidae
Exons: 2
Coding region: 20-487 (155 amino acids)
Source: RefSeq, a predicted model, not a curated record